Messenger RNA from Hevea brasiliensis (rubber tree), 1308 nucleotides. Its product is annotated as acyltransferase GLAUCE. The coding region runs from base 38 to 1153 and encodes 371 amino acids. The record is from RefSeq and is a predicted model, not a curated record. The transcript is spliced from 2 exons. NCBI's taxonomy places the organism in Eukaryota, Viridiplantae, Streptophyta, Magnoliopsida, Malpighiales, Euphorbiaceae. Gene Ontology annotation, molecular function: acyltransferase activity, transferring groups other than amino-acyl groups.
ACAGUAUUAAUAAGCUUUUGUGUCCAUAUUUCCAGAGAUGGCAAUGCCUUACUUCACUAACAAUGGUGUCCCUAAAUCCCAAAUUGAAGCCAUCCAAACUGUUCCACCCUUCCAGGUGACUGACCCACGAGAGUUUCGCCUGAUAUCGGUGGCGGAGACUAUUGGGUCAGGGAUUUUCACGGGUUGCCUUAACAUAGUCCUUUAUUAUAAUAAAGCUAUGGAGAAGGAUUCAGGCUGGCUUGUUGCUGGAUGGAUUAAGGAGUCACUAGGGAGGGCUUUGAGGGAGCAGCCAAUGCUCAGCGGACGUCUAGGGAGAGGUGAAAAUGGUCGUGGAGAGCUUGAGAUUGUGUCCAACGAUAGUGGGGUUAGACUUGUGGAGGCAAAGAUUAGUGUCACUUUGCGAGAGUUUCUUGAUUUGAAGGAAAAAGAAAAGGCAGAAGCUGAGCUCGUGUUUUGGAAGUAUAUUGAUGAACAAAAUCCUCAGUUCUCUCCGCUACUUUUUGUUCAGGUAACCAAUUUUCAAUGUGGUGGAUACUCAAUUGGGAUCAGCUGUAGCCUUCUUCUGGCAGAUCUUCUGAUUAUGGAUAACUUCCUUCUGAAAUGGGCAAAUAUUCAGAAAGACAUGCUUUCCAAAAAUGAUGAAGUCAAGCUGCCCUUAUUUUACCUUCCUAAUCUCAAAACAGCUAGUUUAGCUGCCAAUCGCACCUUUAGCCCUGCUUCAAUAGAAAGGUGUGGCCAAACUAUGAUCUUUAGGAUCACAGGGGAAAAUGUGGAUUUGAAGAAUGAAUCAAGCAAGAAACUUGCAUUGCUCUGCAUGGAAGAGGCAGAGCAAAAACUUGGCAAUAAAAUAAUUUCAUCUGAGUUCUCUUUUCUAAUGAAAGAAUCUCCUACGGUUAUGCAGGUAGAAAAUUUCAAGAAAAUUGAGCGUGUGAAUUCCCAUUUGAUGAGUGAUCAAGUGAUGAUAACUUCAUCAAGCUUGAAGGAUUAUUUAGAGAUUAAUGAGAUUGCUUUCACAGAAGGCAAUAAACCUGCUCAAGUUUCAUAUUGGGCUGGAGCGGUUAAUGAUGGACUUGCAGUGGCAAUUCCAUCUUCUAAUGAGGGUGUUUCUGAGCUCAACUUUAUAAUCACAUUCCCCAUUGAGAAGGGGAUUUAAGUGAGGUCAGGUUUAGCCAUUGUUCAUUUCUUAACUUUGAUUUGGAAAAUAUGUAUUUGGAUUAUUGCAUGGGCAAAAAGGAAAUAUGGGUAUGUACUUGAGAAAUCAAGGAUUUGCUUUUAUUUAAUCAAUCCUUUCUUGUCUUUCUUCAGAAA